CUCAGUGCUCUGAUGCCCUUAGCUUGGAGCCGCUCGCUGACCGUCUCGCUGAACAUGUCAAUGACCCGCACCUUGAUUCCGGAUCCACUAAACAUCACCGAGCCCAAGCUUAGUCAGGAGAUGCUUAGAUCCUGCAUGCGUAAAACGGAGAUUUCAAUGUCUCAGCUAAAGCUCUUCCACAUGAGCCUCAUGAACAACGAUUAUAACAGCGAGAACGAAGUUGUUCCGGCUCCAGUUCAGUCCAUAGGCGAGGUGAACAACCUGGGCGACUUGGACUAUCCCGGCGGUGCCCAGCUGCCAUUCCUCGAUCUCAAGCAUAAUGAGCCGCUGCAGUGCUUCGUGAGCUGCCUGUACGAGACGCUAGAUCUGGACCGCUACAAUGUGUUGCUGGAGGAGGCCUUCAAGAACCAGGUCCAGACGAUCAUUCAGCACGAGAAGGCCGAGAUCAAGGAGUGCAGCGACUUGCAGGGCAAGACUCGCUGCGAGGCGGCCUACAAGCUGCAUCUGUGCUACAAUCACCUCAAGACGAUGGAGGCGGAGCAGCGGAUCCGCGAGAUUCUCGAACGGACGGAGGCGGAGAGCGAGGGCCUUGGUCCCGAUGGCACAGAUUUCAUCGAUGGUAUUCAGCAUUCUGACGAAGCGGUAACCACAACCAAGUCGGAGUAGGUUGCGAGUAUGUGUCCCAGGGUUUUUUCUUCAUUUUAUUUGAUGUCUUAAUCUAUA
Drosophila kikkawai is the source of this 723-nucleotide messenger RNA. RefSeq names its product Odorant-binding protein 56c (gene Obp56c). The record is from RefSeq and is a predicted model, not a curated record. Gene Ontology annotation, molecular function: odorant binding. NCBI's taxonomy places the organism in Eukaryota, Metazoa, Arthropoda, Insecta, Diptera, Drosophilidae. Gene Ontology annotation, biological process: sensory perception of smell.